Messenger RNA from Oppiella nova, 1099 nucleotides. The record is from the annotation of a GenBank genome assembly. Lineage: Eukaryota; Metazoa; Arthropoda; Arachnida; Sarcoptiformes; Oppiidae.
AUUUCUCAAAGAGCAAUUAGACAAAUUUUUAACAGAUACAACUAAAUAUGAACGUUUUGAGGUUAACCAGUGCACAUUUAAUGAGCCAGAUUCAUAUACUUGUAGAAUAGCAUUAUUCUUAAAUGAUAAACUCGAUCAACCAAUUGACAUUGGUCAAGCUAUGAGAAAGGUUUGCAUUAAUUCCACGAUAGGUGGCAGGUGUAACUUUAUUAAUGCACCAGAAAUAAGUUCAGUGCCUGAUGAGAUUGAAAACUAUAUGACUAAGGACACUGGAAAUGACGAUGCAUUUUCAAUAGAAUUUGAUUCAACCAAACUGACCGAGACCAAAAUUACUACUUUUGAUAGCUGUGGAUCAGACACAUUAUUAUGCGAUGUAUGGUCGGAUUGUAAACCCGAAUCAGGCACCUCCGAGUAUCAAUGCUUAUGUAACCAGGACUAUUUUACAGUAGUUGACCGGACAAUAUUGCCAACUUCGGGGAAAACAUUAUAUAAAGAGAAAUGUGACAUUAAAGAUGAUAUUUGUAAGGAAUGCCAUUCGAAGUCCAAUACGGAUUGUAUACAAACGAUACCUGUGAUGGACAGUGCAAAACAAUGGACGGCACCACCUAAUUGCUCUUGCCUGGAUCAUUAUAAAAUGGACCACGAUAUGAAAUGUAUCGACGUUUGCGACGGCAUUCAGUGUAAUCAAGAAACUUAUCAGUCUAAGAAGGUGAAACACAGAGACAAUAAUAGUGUCCAACAAAUGAAUGACUAUUCAAACACAUCAUACAGAGUGGGCCAACACAAUGGCAAUAAUAACGACGGAUUUAAUCAAAACAUAACCCCAUUGCUUACGGGGGGUGUCGUCGUUAGCCUCCAGUAUAUACCCGAUCACGAGGGGUGUUAUGACACCGCAUGUAAACGCUAUGGUAUUCCCGAUGGCGAACACUGUGGCCGUGAAGUUAUAAUAUUUACGAGCAUUAAUAGGGCGAUAACCGCGUUCAUUGUGAACUUCACCAAAAACACGGAUAACACGGCUUUCGAUGUGCAAAUCUUAACCCACGGGACAGACCUCUUAAUAGGUUGUCCACCAGUUUUAUUAGACUUAAUAUUGGAGUGA